Capsicum annuum is the source of this 1011-nucleotide messenger RNA. Its product is annotated as tropinone reductase 2. The coding region runs from base 27 to 809 and encodes 260 amino acids. The transcript is spliced from 5 exons. NCBI's taxonomy places the organism in Eukaryota, Viridiplantae, Streptophyta, Magnoliopsida, Solanales, Solanaceae. Gene Ontology annotation, molecular function: oxidoreductase activity. The record is from RefSeq and is a predicted model, not a curated record.
AGCCCAUUUUCAAAUCUUGUGCACUUAUGGCAGGAAGGUGGAAUCUUGAAGGGCGCACUGCCCUUGUUACCGGUGGUUCCCGAGGCAUUGGGUUUGGGAUCGUAGAGGAAUUAGCAAGUCUUGGAGCAUCAGUUUACACAUGUUCACGUAAUCAAAAGGAACUUAAUGAAUGCUUGACUCAAUGGAGAAGUAAAGGUUUUAAAGUUGAAGCUUCUGCUUGUGAUUUAUCAUCAAGAUCUGAAAGAGAGGAGUUUAUGAAGACUGUAGCUAAUCAUUUCAAUGGAAAACUCAAUAUUUUGGUAAAUAAUGCUGGUAUUGUCAUAUACAAGGAAGCUAAAGAUUAUACUAUGGAAGAUUACUCUGUCAUUAUGAGCAUCAACUUUGAGGCUGCUUAUCACUUGUCUGUACUUGCACAUCCCUUUUUGAAGGCAUCAGAAAGGGGAAAUGUUGUCUAUAUUUCCUCUAUUUCUGGGGCUUCUGCACUACCAUAUGAGGCUGUUUAUGGUGCAUCCAAAGGAGCGAUGGAUCAACUCACAAGAUGCUUGGCGUUUGAAUGGGCGAAGGACAACAUUCGUAUCAAUGGCGUUGCACCGGGGGUUAUUGCAUCUUCUAUGGUCGAAAUGACUAUUCAAGAUCCAAAGCAAAAGGAGAACUUGGAUAAGCUGAUUGAUAGAUGUGCUCUGCGUCGAAUGGGUGAGCCUAAAGAACUUGCAGCGGUGGUUGCAUUCCUCUGUUUCCCCGCUGCUUCAUAUGUCACUGGCCAAAUUAUAUAUGUUGAUGGUGGAUUUAUGGCUAAUGGUGGCUUUUAAUCAUCCAUUUAUUUGUCUUUACUUUUGCAAGUCAAUCACAUAAUUAUAGAAGUUAGUGGUGGAAAUAAAGGAAGUUUCGGUGUAACUAGUAAAGCUGUUGUCGUGUAGUAUUUAGGAUAUUAUGAGUUAGAGUUAUGAAAAUAAACUAUUAUGACUGGCUUUAAGUGCAAUGAAUUGUCAUCUAGUGGUGAAAAUAAACGAU